AUGGCGGCGUGCGCUUCACCUCAACAGCUGUCUUCUCCACGACACUCAUAUUCCUCGUCCCCUUCCGCCUACUCCGCCGGUUUCCAUUCUCGGCAGUUCCUGCAAUUCAACCCUCUCAACUUCAAACGUCCCAGAAUGUUCUCUGUCCGCGCUUCAUCGGCAUCAGAUGACUCCGUGGUGACGCUGCUUGAUUACGGAGCUGGAAAUGUGAGGAGUCUCAGAAAUGCGAUUCGCGCCCUUGGGUGCGGCAUUAAGGAUGUACAAACACCGGAGGAUAUUCUGAAUGCCCGGCGUCUUAUUUUUCCUGGUGUAGGUGCGUUUGCACCUGCCAUGGAUGUGCUGAACAAUAAGGGAUUGGCUGAAGCACUCUGUAAUUAUAUUGAGCAAGAUCGCCCAUUUCUAGGCAUCUGUCUUGGAUUGCAGCUACUUUUUGAGUCUAGUGAGGAAAAUGGACCAGUGAAGGGCCUUGGUUUGAUUCCUGGAGUAGUUGGGCGUUUCGACACAUCAAGUGGAUGCAGAGUACCUCACAUUGGCUGGAAUGCCAUCAAAGUAACAAAAGACUCCGAGAUUUUGGAUGAUAUUGGAAAACACCAUGUCUAUUUCGUUCAUUCUUAUCGUGCCAUCCCAUCAGAUGAUAACAAAGAGUGGAUCUCUUCCACAUGUAACUAUGGAGAUGAAUUUAUAGCUUCCAUAAGAAGGGGAAAUGUACAUGCUGUUCAGUUUCACCCAGAGAAGAGUGGUGAGGUUGGCCUUUCUGUCCUGAGGAGAUUUUUGUAUUCAAAGUCUGUGGUUGGAAAGGUGCCAGUGCAAGGCAAUGCAUCUAAGCUUGCAAAGAGGGUCAUUGCUUGUCUUGAUGUGAGGGCAAAUGACAAAGGAGAUCUGGUUGUAACUAAAGGAGACCAGUAUGAUGUAAGAGAGCACACUGAAGAAAACGAGGUGAGAAACCUUGGCAAGCCGGUGGAUCUUGCUGGACAAUAUUAUAAAGAUGGAGCUGAUGAGGUCAGCUUCUUGAAUAUUACUGGCUUUCGGGACUUUCCUCUAGGUGAUUUACCAAUGCUGCAGGUACUGAGGUAUGCAUCAGAGAAUAUAUUUGUGCCGUUAACAGUUGGAGGUGGUAUUCGAGAUUUUACUGAUGCAAAUGGCAGGUAUUACUCAAGUUUGGAAGUUGCUUCAGAGUAUUUCCGAUCUGGUGCAGACAAAGUUUCGAUUGGAAGUGAUGCAGUUUAUGCUGCUGAAGAAUACCUGAAGACCAAAGUAAAAACGGGUAAGAGCAGCCUGGAGCAGAUCUCUAGAGUUUAUGGGAAUCAGGCCGUGGUUGUAAGCAUUGAUCCUCGUAGAGUGUACGUGAAGGAUCCCAGGGAUGUUGAAUUCAAGUCGGUGAGAGUUUCAAAGCCAGGUCCGAACGGCGAGGAAUUUGCAUGGUACCAGUGCACUGUGAAUGGUGGGCGAGAAGGCCGACCAAUUGGAGCAUAUGAGCUUGCUAAAGCUGUUGAAGAACUCGGGGCUGGUGAAAUACUCCUAAAUUGCAUUGACUGUGAUGGUCAGGGGAAAGGAUUUGAUAUAGAUCUCGUAAAGUUGAUAUCAGAUGCAGUGAGCAUUCCUGUGAUAGCAAGUAGUGGUGCUGGAUCUGUCGAACAUUUUUCUGAAGUUUUCUCUAAAACAAAUGCGUCUGCUGCCCUUGCUGCCGAUGCACUUAAGGAAACAGUCGAGUGGGUGAUUUCUGAAGCUGACUGA
This is a messenger RNA of Striga hermonthica, 1734 nucleotides long. NCBI's taxonomy places the organism in Eukaryota, Viridiplantae, Streptophyta, Magnoliopsida, Lamiales, Orobanchaceae. The record is from the annotation of a GenBank genome assembly.